AUGACAUGCAGGGAAGCAUGGUUCGAACAAGUUCUCGAUCACUUCUCUUGGCGCAAUGACAGCAGGUGGCAACAGAGAUACUACGUGUGCCAGGAGACAGAACAGCAGCUCGCCAACCCCGCCGCCACCAUCUUCUUCUACUGCGGGAAUGAGGGAAACGUCGAGAUGUACAUCAGAAACACCGGGCUCAUGUUCGAAAACGCCAAGUCAUUCUCUGCCAUGCUCAUCUUCGCUGAGCACAGAUAUUACGGCAAGAGCUUGCCGUUCGGCAACGACUUCAGUGCUGCAAGCUUGCGGUACCUAAGCCAUGAGCAAGCGCUCGCCGACUAUGCCGUCCUCCUCGAUGACUUCAAGCGCAAGCACAAGAUGGUUCGGGCGAAAGUGAUCGCUUUCGGGGGAAGUUACGGGGGCAUGCUGAGCGCGUGGUUCAGAAUGAAGUACCCGCACAUAGUCGAGGGGGCAGUAGCAGCGUCAGCGCCCGUCCUCUCCUUCCACUCCAGCGAUAAAGGGCCAUGGAGGAGCGAGAAGUACUGGGAGAUCGUGACCAGAGACGCGUCAGGAGCAGCAGGAAGUGACGAGAGGUGCGUUCCCCUCGUCAGACAGUCUUGGCCCAUCAUCGAUUCCAUGGGAGCAUCUGAGAGCGGCCGGGAGUCUCUUGCUGCUCUCUUCCGGUUGUGUGAGCCGUUGGCGUCUCCCGGGGAAGUGAACGACCUCAAGCUCUUCAUCGCCAUGGCGUUCGACACCAUGGCGAUGGGCAACUAUCCCUUCCCCUCGGACUACUUGACCGGGGGCAUCGGGAAACUCCCGCCAUGGCCAGUGCGCGAGGCUUGCAAGCUUCUCUCCUCCUGCGGCGACUGCAAGGCAGAAAACUUGCUGGACUCUUUGUGCUCAGCGAUCUCGCUGCUCUACAACGCCAGCGGGGAUCAAGCUUGCCUGCAUCUGCCGGAGGACUCUUCGUAUGCCGGCAUCUGGGACUUCCAGUGGUGUACGGAGAUGCUGCCACAGGAGACGUACUUCAAGCGGGACGGGAAACGCGACAUGUUCUUUCCCUUCUCUAUCAGCUCCAAGGAGAUAGACCAGCACUGCAAGUCUAAGUAUGGUGUCAUCCCUCGGAGAGGAUGGAUUGAACAGCUCUAUGGAGGACUGGAGGGAAUCAAGAGAGCGUCCAACAUCAUCUUCAGCAACGGCGAGUUCGACCCGUGGGCGGCUGGCGGCGUCAACGUCUCGGAGGUGAAGGAUGCGGCGGCUCGUGGGGUUGAAGCUGUGUGGAUAGAGGAGGGGGCCCAUCAUUUGGACCUCUUCUUCAGCCACCCGGCAGACCCUCCAUCAGUCAAGAAGGCAAGGCAGAUGGAGGUAGCUUGCAUCAGCAAGUGGCUGCACUGGAAGGAGCCCAAGGAGCCGAGCAAGCAGAGGAUGGGAGCCGUGCCUAUCAGCCAGGACGACUAG
This is a messenger RNA of Guillardia theta CCMP2712, 1446 nucleotides long. RefSeq lists its product as hypothetical. The record is from RefSeq and is a predicted model, not a curated record. Gene Ontology annotation, biological process: proteolysis. The transcript is spliced from 3 exons. Gene Ontology annotation, molecular function: serine-type exopeptidase activity; dipeptidyl-peptidase activity. The coding region runs from base 1 to 1446 and encodes 481 amino acids. NCBI's taxonomy places the organism in Eukaryota, Cryptophyceae, Pyrenomonadales, Geminigeraceae.